Molecule: messenger RNA, 3216 nt
Organism: Emericellopsis cladophorae
Lineage: Eukaryota; Fungi; Ascomycota; Sordariomycetes; Hypocreales; Bionectriaceae
Product: Alpha-mannosidase-like protein
Exons: 2
Coding region: 1-3216 (1071 amino acids)
Biological process (GO): mannose metabolic process; oligosaccharide catabolic process
Cellular component (GO): fungal-type vacuole membrane
Molecular function (GO): alpha-mannosidase activity; carbohydrate binding
Source: RefSeq, a predicted model, not a curated record
AUGGGUGGCGGCAACGAGUCUCGGAGUGAUUACUCCUACCCUCGGAUGGUAUCGAGACCUGUAGGCGUUCCCAAGACCAGCAUUCUCAAGGAGCGCAUCGGCCUGUUCUAUAACCACGGACAAAACCUCAACAAAGCCAGGUAUUCAGGCUGUCCACAUGUUCAGUUGUCUGUGUGGGAUGCGCCGGGCCAGGAGCGCCCCACGUUCAAGGAAGCGACAUCUCAUGAGUUUCGCGAGACGCGCAUUGGCGAGUCAUUUGGUCCAUCAUGGUCAACUCAUUGGUUCAGAGUCAUCUUGACUGUUCCCACCGACAUCGCCGAGGACGAGCAUCUUGAGCUGCACUGGGACGCGAACAAUGAAGGCCUGAUCUGGUCGGAAGAUGGGACACCAUUGCAAGGUCUAACAGGAGGCGGCGAACGUAUUGAAUGGGUUCUCCCCAAAUCCUUCUGCAAUGGGAAAGAACAUACCAUCUACGUUGAAAUGGCUUGCAACGGUAUGUUCGGGAACGCUCCAGACGGUAAAACGAGCAUUGCGCCCCCAGACUCCAAUCGCCGCUUUCAACUCGCAAAGGCAGACAUCGUCUCUGUGAACUGGCAAGCGCGUAUGUUGCAAGUGGACAUGCACGAGAUUGGCGAUGCCGCCAAAGAGCUGCCCGAAAAUUCAGCCGAGCAGAACAAAGCGUUGAGCGUUGCAAUGAAAAUCAUGGACACCUUCCAGGUUGAUAACCAGGAGUCGAUACUCAAGUGCCGCAAGCUGGCCCAGGAGAUUCUUGGACCCAAUGUUGACUCUCAUCGUGUGUAUGAGACGGGUGCAGAGCCGGUGGUUUUCGGCAUCGGCAACUGCCACAUUGAUACGUGCUGGCUGUGGCCCUGGGCCGAGACAAAGCGCAAGGUAGCUCGAUCCUGGUCAAAUCAAUGUGACCUCCUUGACCGUUACCCCGAGGCCACCUUCGCCGCCUCUCAAGCACAGCAAUUCAAGUGGCUGAAGCAAUUUUAUCCCGCAGCCUACGAAAGGGUACAAAAGAAGGUGAAGACUGGUCAGUUCAUGCCCAUUGGUGGUAGCUGGGUUGAGCAUGACACAAACAUGCCCAGCGGAGAGUCCCUGGUCCGACAGUUCUUCUACGGCCAGCGCCUUUUCGAGCGAGAAUUCGGGGCGAGAUGCAGGACAUUCUGGCUGCCAGAUACUUUUGGCUACUCCAGCCAAAUCCCCCAAUUGUGCCGCCUCGCCGGCAUGGACCGCUUCGUGACCCAGAAAUUGAGCUGGAACAAUAUCAACAACUUCCCCCACACAACAUUCAUGUGGGUGAGUCCAGACGGGAGCCAGGUCAUCUGCCACAUGCCACCAUCGGAGACAUACACAGCAGAGGCCAACUUUGGCGACGUCAAGCGCAGCAUCACCCAGCACAAAACCAUGGCUGUCGACAGCACCUCCCUACUCCUCUUCGGCAAAGGCGACGGUGGUGGCGGCCCUACUUGGGAGCAGCUCGAGAAGCUGCGUCGGUGCGCGGGAAUCAGCAACACGAUUGGCGGUAUUCCAAAGGUGAAGCUCGGCAACACUGUCGAUGACUUCUUUGACCGCUUGUCGUCCAAGGCCUCGGAGUUUCCCACAUGGUACGGCGAACUAUACUUUGAGCUUCAUCGUGGCACGUACACCACGCAGGCCAACAACAAGUACUAUAACCGCAAGACAGAAGUCAUGCUGCGGGACAUUGAGCAGUUGGCCACCUUUGCGUCUCUCAGCACCAAGAAAUAUCAGUAUCCGACCAAGGACAUUGAUGAUAUGUGGGAGAAUGUGCUCCUGUGUCAAUUUCACGACUGUCUGCCCGGCAGCUGCAUUGAAAUGUGCUACGACGACUCUGACAGCUUGUACGCUGAAGUGCUCAAGACUGGCAACAAGCUUCUGAAGGAAUUGUAUGAGCUAUCGGGCAUUUCUGAUGCUAGGCCUGCCACUUUGGGCGAGGCACUUGCCAUUAACACCUUGCCUUGGCAUCGCAAAGAGCUCGUCGAGAUUUCCGAGACUGAGGUUGGCGUUGCCUGUGGUGACGGCCAGACAUUGGCAGUGAGGACCUUCCACGUACAGGAGGAACAGCCUGCUGUCACUGUCCACGAGACAGGCACCAAUUCCUUUGUUGUCGAGAACGACCAGUUGCGCGUGGUCGUUACGAACGGUGUCAUUGUCUCACUCUACGACCGCAUCAACGAGCGCGAAGUUAUCGACAAGGGUGGCGAGGCCAACAAGUUUGUGAUCUUUGACGACGUCCCGCUGUACUGGCAGGCAUGGGACGUGGAAGUAUACCACCUGGGUACCAAACGCUCGCUCCAGUACGGAUCAACCAAGAUUCAUGAGAAGAAGGCACACAAGGUCACCCUGGUCACCGAUGUCACGAUCAGCGAGAACAGCUCACUCAAGUCUUACAUUACUCUGUCGGCAUCGCUCAAGGGGCAGCCGUCGGAGGUCGACUGUGCAGCUGAAGUCGAGUGGCACGAGAAUUCCAAAUUCCUCAAGGUUGAAUUUCCGGUGGAUGUUGUCAACACGGAAGCAUCUUACGAGACAGCAUACGGCAUUACCAAGCGCCCAACGCACUACAACACCAGUUGGGACAUGGCCAAGUUCGAAGUAUGUUGCCACAAAUUCGCUGAUCUCUCAGAGCAUAACUAUGGCGUUUCUAUUCUGAAUGAUAGUAAAUAUGGCUUCGCCACAGCGGGCAAGGUGAUGCGGCUUUCACUAUUACGCUCGCCCAAGGCUCCUGACGCCCACGCAGACAUGGGUCGCCACAACAUCCGCUGGGCCAUCUUCCCGCACAAUGGUUCCUUGGGCUCUUCGACAGUCAGGGCAGCGUAUGCCUUCAACAACCCGCUCAAGCUUUGCUCCGGGGGCGAGGCAGCCCUGACCAAGUCGGCUGGGUGCCCCAUCAAACUGGUCAAUGAAGACGAGUCGGCUUCGCUUGUGCUCGACACAAUCAAGCGUGGACACGAUGAUGAUGACGUGACUCGCCACGAGGGUCUGAGGGUGAACAAGGGCCAAAGCAUCAUUCUGCGCGUAUACGAAUCCCUCGGUGGCCACAGCAAGGGUACUUUCCACACAAAAUUCCACGUGAAGCGCGCGACCCAGGUCAAUAUCUUGGAAGACGAGCUGUGUGAGGUCUCCAUAAGGGAUGGCACGAUCCCGAUCAAAUUGAGACCGUUCGAAGUGGCCACCUUCAAGCUCGAGCUUUAG